This is a messenger RNA of Cyprinodon variegatus (sheepshead minnow), 1076 nucleotides long. RefSeq names its product neurensin-1-like (gene nrsn1l). The record is from RefSeq and is a predicted model, not a curated record. The transcript is spliced from 4 exons. Gene Ontology annotation, biological process: nervous system development. Lineage: Eukaryota; Metazoa; Chordata; Actinopteri; Cyprinodontiformes; Cyprinodontidae. Gene Ontology annotation, cellular component: transport vesicle; neuron projection; neuronal cell body. The coding region runs from base 114 to 737 and encodes 207 amino acids.
UUUCCUCGGUGGAUCUAAUCGGCGGCAGCUGGAGAUCAAGUGGUUCGACAGCAGAUGGAUGCCCAGUGAGAAAGGCGAUCCGCUCCGGUUAGGAGAGGUAAAAGUGGUGAACGAUGGCGCUGUGCCCUGAAGGUUGUACUUCCGGCUCAGGAGGGGAGUCCUCUGGGAGCGAGGCAGGUUCCAGCUGUCUUCAGUUUGGGGUUCGUUCCUAUCUGCACCACUUCUAUGAGGAGUGCUCGUCCUCCAUGUGGGAGAGGGACCCAGAGAACCGGGGGGUCCGGAGCCAGAAAUCAGCCCUUUGGUGGAACUCGGUUGUCUGGAAGCUGUCCUUGGCUCUGGGUCUUCUGAUGCUGACUGCAGGCAUUGUGUCUCUCUCCAUCGCUUACUCCACCCCCCAUAAAAUUGAGUCCUUCGGAGAGGGAGACCUGUACUUUGUGGACCCCCAGGCCAUCAGCUACAACAGGGGUCUGCACCUCAGCACAGCGUCUGGGAUCGGGCUGUCCUGCCUCGGCUCCGCUCUGGCAGUGAUGGGGGUUGUUGUCUGGGUCCUGCCUAAGGCCAACUUAAAAGAACGGCUGUUCCACAGAUCGAGGGAAGUGGAUCAGAGAGGAGAGCGGGGCUUGAAGUGGAAGGGAUUCAAAGAUGGAGCAGAUGUGAUCACAAAGCCACCUGAUACGGAGGAGGGGAAGAUACCUUUUUCUCUGGCUACAGUGAAAAACGUGCAACCUCCUUCCUAAAAAGAGUCACUGUUGAGCUACAGGUGGUACAAGCGCUCAUUCUGGUUUUGGAACAUUGUUUACACGUUCUGCUCGUUGGAUUUUGUUUGUGACCUAAAAGAUCAGAAAAAAAAAAAUCUCCUUUCACUUUAACUUCAUACAUAAUAUACAUUUACAUUUCAAGGCUGUCAAAAUAUCGUGUCCCAUCAAUAUGGUUAUGAAAUAUUCAAAAUGACCAUGUUUUACAAUUAAAUCAUACUCGCUCAUUUAGAUGUGUUUUUUUUAUUUUGCGCAUUUUUUAGUUUGUAAAUUUUUAAGACUGAAAAAUGUGUUUCCUAAGAUUCUCCUUAAGAAAAUCUU